This is a messenger RNA of Penicillium cinerascens, 1452 nucleotides long. RefSeq names its product adenylosuccinase ADE13 (gene ade13). NCBI's taxonomy places the organism in Eukaryota, Fungi, Ascomycota, Eurotiomycetes, Eurotiales, Aspergillaceae. Bases 1 to 1452 code for a protein of 483 amino acids. Gene Ontology annotation, molecular function: (S)-2-(5-amino-1-(5-phospho-D-ribosyl)imidazole-4-carboxamido) succinate lyase (fumarate-forming) activity; N6-(1,2-dicarboxyethyl)AMP AMP-lyase (fumarate-forming) activity. Gene Ontology annotation, cellular component: cytosol. Gene Ontology annotation, biological process: 'de novo' AMP biosynthetic process. The transcript is spliced from 8 exons. The record is from RefSeq and is a predicted model, not a curated record.
AUGUCUGCAAACAACGAUGUCUACCAGACCCCCCUCAACUCGCGCUAUGCGAGCACUGAGAUGAAAUACCUCUUCUCGCCUCGCAUGCGUUUCUCAACCUGGCGCAAGCUGUGGAUCUGGCUCGCGGAGUCCCAGAAAGAGCUCGGCCUCCCGAUCACCGAAGAUGCGAUUGAGCAGAUGAAGGCUCACGCCACCAUCCAGGACGAGGAAUUCAAGGUUGCCGCCGAGGAGGAGAAGCGCCGCAGACACGAUGUCAUGGCCCACGUCCAUGCCUUUGGCCAGGUCGCUCCGGCUGCUGCUGGUAUCAUUCACUGGGGUGCUACUUCGUGCUACUGCACUGACAAUGCUGACCUGAUCCUGCUCCGGGACGGCCUCGACAUCCUCAUCCCCAAGCUGGCCGUUGUCAUUGACAAGCUGUCUCAGUUUGCCCAGGAGUACAAGGACCUCCCUUGCCUGGGUUUCACUCACGGUCAGCCUGCUCAACUGGUCACCGUUGGCAAGCGUGCUUGCCUGUGGAUUCAGGACCUGUUGAUGGACCUGCGCAACCUCGAGCGUGCCCGCGAUGACCUCCGCUUCCGCGGCGUGAAGGGCACCACCGGCACCCAGGCCUCUUUCCUGCAGAUCUUCGAGGGUGAUCACGGUAAGGUUGAGAAGCUGGAUGAGCUUGUCACCGAGAAGGCUGGCUUUAGCUCCGCAUUCAUCAUCUCCAGUCAGACCUACUCGCGCAAGAUCGAUGUGGACGUUGGCAACGCUCUGGGCUCUUUCGGUUCCACCUGCGAGCGCAUUGGUAUUGACAUUCGUCACCUUGCCAUGCUCAAGGAGGUUGAGGAGCCUUUCGAGAAGGACCAGAUUGGCAGCAGUGCCAUGGCUUACAAACGCAACCCCAUGCGCUCGGAGCGUCUGUGCUCUCUCGGUCGCCACCUGCAGAAUCUCCCCAAGGAUGCCCUGGACACCUACUCGGCCCAGUGGUUCGAGCGGUCGCUGGAUGACAGUGCUAUCCGCCGUAUCAGCAUCCCUGAGCUUUAUCUGUCUGCGGAUGCCUGUCUCAUCCUUCUGAACAACGUUACCUCCGGCUUCGUUGUCUAUCCCGAGGUCAUCAAGCGCCAUGUCAACGACGAGCUUCCCUUUAUGGCUACUGAGAACAUCAUCAUGGCCUGUGUCAAGAAGGGUCUUUCCCGUCAGGAUGCCCACGAGGAGAUCCGCGUUCUCUCCCACCAAGCCGCCGACAACGUCAAGAAGCAGGGCAAGGACAACGACCUGCUGGAACGUAUCCGCCGCACCGCCUUCUUCAACCCCAUCAUCCCCGAGCUUGAGAGCCUCCUCGACGCCCGUACCUUUGUUGGUCGGGCCCCUCAGCAGGUGGAGAAGUUCACCACUACCGAGGUCGCUGCCGCUCUCAAGCCGUAUGCUUCGAACAUUGCCAAGGCCGAGACCGCUGCCCUGUACGUUUAA